Carcharodon carcharias (great white shark) is the source of this 5777-nucleotide messenger RNA. It is a transcript of the gene traf7, whose product is annotated as TNF receptor-associated factor 7. Gene Ontology annotation, biological process: Notch signaling pathway; ribosomal large subunit assembly. Gene Ontology annotation, molecular function: zinc ion binding; protein binding. Gene Ontology annotation, cellular component: nucleolus. Lineage: Eukaryota; Metazoa; Chordata; Chondrichthyes; Lamniformes; Lamnidae. The transcript has 23 exons. The record is from RefSeq and is a predicted model, not a curated record. Bases 240 to 2342 code for a protein of 700 amino acids.
CAUCACUGGCAAGCUGACUGCUUCCGAGACCAGAAGAAGACAUUACUUUGCAGUUAAGACUUUAAAAAAAAAAUCUUUUCGUUUAAAACCGCACUGUUGCAAUGUAUGCUUAAAAAAAGCAUCAAGUGGCAAUCUGGAUUUCUGUGCAGCACUUCCUCUUUUUGCAAUGAUGCAUCAGACUGCAAUACUCAAAGGAGAAAAAAUGGGAAUGGACUUAAAAUAGAAGACUGUUCUAGAUUAUGACCUCAACCAAGAGCAAUCGCUACAACCGUUUUUCUGGAGGUGCAACAAAUAUACCAGCUAUAGACAAUACAAGCAUUGUAAGUGUCACAUAUCAUGUCAGUCAUGUCACUGUUAGGCGAUGUCGCAUGGAGACAAGAUGCUAUGCAGGAAAAAUGGAGAACUGUCAGGCAAGAAUGGAAACCACUUUUGGCCCAGCGUAUUCCACUGUUACUACCAUCACUAAAGCUGAUGGGACAAAUACCUUCAAGCAGCAUCGGAGGACUCCGUCAUCCUCCAGCAUACUGACCUAUUCACCAAGAGAUGAGGACGAUGCAAUGCCUCCAAUCAGUACUCCACGUCGGUCAGACUCGGCAAUAUCUGUACGGUCUUUGCAUUCUGAAUCAAGUAUGUCUCUGCGAUCUACAUUUUCUCUACACGAAGAGGAAGAUGAGCAGGAACCUUUGGUUUUUGCUGAACAGCCUUCAGUGAAAUUAUGUUGCCAGCUUUGCUGUAGUGUGUUCAAGGAUCCUGUCAUCACAACAUGUGGGCACACAUUUUGUAGAAGGUGCGCCUUAACAUCUGAAAAGUGCCCUGUUGACAAUGCAAAGCUGACAGUUGUAGUUAAUAACAUAGCUGUAGCUGAGCAGAUUGGAGAGUUGUUUGUCCACUGUAAAUAUGGCUGCCGGCCAGCUUCAAAUGGAAAACCAGGGGCCUUCGAGGUUGACCCACGCGGAUGUCCAUUCACUGUUAAAUUGAGUGGUAGAAAAGACCAUGAGGGCAGCUGUGAUUACCGGCCAGUUCGUUGUCCUAACAACCCAAACUGUCCACCGCUGUUAAAAAUGAAUCUUGAUGCUCAUCUUAAAGAAUGUGAACACAUCAAAUGUCCUCAUUCCAAGUACGGAUGCACAUUCGUUGGGAAUCAGGACACCUAUGAAGCCCACCUGGAGGUGUGCAAGUUUGAGGGCCUGAAGGAGUUUCUGCAGCAGACUGAUGAUCGCUUUCAUGAAAUGCAAGUCGGCCUGGCUCAAAAAGACCAGGAAAUUGCCUUCCUUAGAUCAAUGCUUGGGAAGCUGUCUGAGAAACUUGACCAGCUGGAGAAGUCUCUGGAGCUAAAGUUUGAUGUUUUGGAUGAGAACCAAAGUAAACUCAGUGAGGAUCUAAUGGAGUUCCGCAGAGAUGCUUCAAUGCUAAGUGAUGAACUUUCGCACAUCAAUGCCAGGUUAAACAUGGGAAUCCUGGGUUCCUAUGACCCUCAGCAAAUAUUUAAGUGCAAAGGUACCUUUGUGGGCCACCAGGGUCCAGUUUGGUGUUUAUGUGUCCACUCUACUGGUGACCUGCUCUUUAGUGGCUCUUCAGAUAAAACUAUCAAGGUAUGGGAUACCUGUACUACAUACAAAUGCCAGAAGACUCUUGAAGGACAUGAUGGCAUAGUCUUGGCUCUGUGCAUUCAAGGGAACAAGUUGUACAGUGGCUCUGCAGAUUGCACAAUAAUUGUUUGGGAUAUUCCAGCUUUGCAAAAAGUCAAUACCAUUAGAGCGCACGACAAUCCAGUUUGCACUUUGGUAUCGUCUCACAAUAUGCUCUUCAGUGGCUCACUCAAAGCUAUUAAGGUUUGGGACAUAGUGGGCACAGAUCUAAAUCUGAAGAAAGAGCUCACUGGUUUGAAUCACUGGGUGCGUGCACUGGUGGCCUCUCAAAAUCACCUUUACAGUGGAUCUUACCAGACAAUCAAGAUCUGGGACAUAAGAACUCUAGAGUGUGUGCAUGUACUGCAGACUUCUGGUGGUAGUGUGUACUCCAUUGCAGUUACUAAUCACCACAUUGUGUGUGGAACCUAUGAAAAUCUCAUCCAUGUAUGGGAUAUAGAAUCUAAAGAACAGGUUCGAACACUGACUGGCCAUGUAGGCACAGUAUAUGCAUUGGCUGUGAUUUCAACACCAGAUCAGACCAAAGUCUUCAGUGCAUCUUAUGACCGAUCACUUAGGGUUUGGAGUAUGGAUAACAUGAUCUGUACACAGACAUUGCUUCGUCACCAAGGCAGUGUUACUGCCCUUGCAGUGUCCAGAGGUCGGCUCUUCUCGGGUGCAGUGGACAGUACGGUUAAAGUCUGGACCUGUUAGGACACAAAAUGUUAUUAAAUGACUGGAACAUUCUCAGUGGCUUGCCUUUGUGGAUGUUUUUUUUUUGGAAUGGAAGUAAUGCCACUGCAACUUGGCUGCCGCAGCGCAAUCUGUUCUAAGAUUGCUGUCCAAUUUCGAGACUGACCAGCAUGGCAUGCUUUCUGCAGCAGUGAAAGCCACAAAGCUAAAUUUACAAUGGGGAAAUGACGUUCCAACAUUGUCAAUUCAGUAGAAGUAACAGUGUUCUUAAGGAAUUGAUUGGCAACAGUUUAGAUUGAAAUGCACACACUGUGGAAUGGCUUUGGAAAGCAUUACAGGGUUGAACUUUUUUGUGUGUGUGUGUGUGUGGAAAUUGCUGGAAAAUGUUCUGUAGUUUACUGAGUCUUUAGUGACAGAAAUUGUACACUGCAGCAUUGUAGGUGAUUGUGUCUUCCAGUAGUUUAGCAGUCUCUACAUGUUAUUUUAUACUUACAUGGCAUAUAUACGCACACACGCCAUUUCUCGGGCCACAGGCAAGUAAAAUAUUCAACCCAUGUAUUAGCUAACCUUAAUUUGAUCCGUGUUUACUUUUACAAAAACAAUUUGUAAUAUAGUAAGGUAGGCAGAUUAUUGAAGCUGUGAUCCUUUUACCUUCUGAAUGCCGCCCUGAAAAACUUAGUGAAACAGCUGUAAUGAGGUACGAUUUCUCCAUCACUACUUCCUUAAAGGUAAAUUCUGUAUUCCAAAGUUCUACUUUUGCCAAUAUAUGUGUGGCUGAGGCAUAACAACAAUUUCACAUUGAAAGUAAUAUCUACUGCUGCUACAUUUUGACUUCUGUUUAUAGCAGUUUAUAAAAUAUAGCUGCAUAAUUGCUCUACUAAUGAAGUAACAAAGCUUUAAAAUCAGGCAAACUGAUUGAGAACAAGCUUACUCCAAUCAGUGUUGUACAAUUAUUGAUCUUUGACAUGCAGUAUAUGAAUUUUUAAUAGAAUGAUUAAAUAGAUGUGAAUAGAAGUACGGGAUCUUUUGAAGAAAAUUAAGUCCCGAUUAUGUUGUUUUCAAAAUUGGAAAUCUACAAGGUCUUCCUGCUUUUCCUCUUUGCUCCCUCCCCCACCCCCUCCUCGCUGGGCUUCCCUGAAGACUCACUGAAUAAAUGGACAGCAUGGUGUGGUAGUGAGCCGCAUUAUCUAGAAAGUUCUCUGAUUUAGUCCCUGGUAUGGUCAGCCAGGGUAACAGUGAGGGUGCUACACUUGACCUCUGCCUUGUUCAGCUAGGAGAAGUCGAAAUCAUCCAGGGUUCUCACUCUUCUUUGUCGCGCAGUCAUCUUUGUUGAAAGUGUGCACCAUAUGGAUUUCGGGUCUAGCAGCCAGUGGUCGACUUGUGAGGCACUCUGGCACUUGGUCUAAGUUUCCAACUGUGAGAAGGACAUCGAGGAGAAUUAAUUGUGGAAGGGGUGGGGUGGGCACUGUACUUCCCCAAAGUCACAUGCUACAGAGUUUAGCAAGUUUGGAUCAGGAUAUAUUAUGCAAUGCCUGUAAGGUAGUGACUUCCACUAGGAAGAGUUCUGGAAAUGACGUUCAGUGUGAAUUAUGUUUGUGUACAAAGCUUUGCCUCUUUUCCAACUCGAGAGCUCCUGCAUUUUCCCAUUUGAGUGCACAUGAAUACAUAGUUAACAGCUAUAUCAUAAUGCCAUCUGGAUCCAAUGCAUUUUCUAAUGAAGCGAAGUAGCAUCCAUAUAAGUCUUCAUCUUUCAUAAGUGGUUUCAGUUAUGUGGUUCAUGAUUUUAAAAACUAUAAAUUAGAACCAGUCCUAGGAACUAUUACACAAUUCUACUUGUUUAGCUACUCUAUAAUAGUGUAAGUCUAAUCAGUUGGCCUUUGACAAGAUAGGCUUCAAUUAGAAUAACGUUGACAUAUAUUGAUCUUGUUUGAGUAAGAUCCAUCAGCUAAGAAGGUAGAAUAUAUUUGAAUAGAUCAAUAUUUCAAUAAGAGUUACUUAUAAAAUUAUAGAUAUCAUGUGUUUUGACAUUGUGAAUGGAAAUCAAUAUUCAAUAAUGAAAUGUGACUGAAUGUUGAAUGUGUUAACUGUGUAUAUGAGAAUUACAGAUAUACAUUUGCAGUUUACAAUGCAAGCACCUAUUUCACCACAGUGAAGAAUAGUAUUUUGGGUGAGAAUAUUUGGUUGUCGAAUUAGCCUGUUUUAAAAGAUUGUUUUUACUAAUGUAACAAGUGCCUAAUUUUUAGAGUCCAGCUGUACUUGCAUUUAACCCCUAAAACACCACUCACUGGUUGUGCUGACUAUUCUCAACCUGUUUUUUUUUUUUCCCAUUCAUUCAUGGGAUGUGGGCAUUGCUAUCAAGGACAGCAUUUAUUGCCCAUCCCUAAUUUCCCUUGAGAAAGUGGUGAGCUGCUUUCUUGAACCACUGCAGCCCAUAUGGUGAAGGUACUCUGACAAUGCAGUUCAGUAGGGGGUUCCAGGAUUUUGACCCAGGGUAGAGAAUUAAUGUGUUGACACAUUUCCAAAAUGCGUCCCAGGUGGGAGAUGAAAUUAGUCUCCAGAAGUUGAACGUGAGAGGUAUCUGACAGCUGCAACCAAGUAACUCGCUUGGUCACGGUGCCAUAAACGGUUCAACUACUUGGCUGAUCUCCUUCCUAUUGAGGAAGGGGGCUGAUUUGAUGUUGACUUAGCAAUGGGAAGUUCUGCAUUGCAUGCAUACGUGCAUACUUGAUUAGCAUGGAUGUAUUUUGUAUUGAAAUAGAGAAUGUCUGUUUUAAAUGCCUAAUUUUUAAAUCAUAAAUGUCUUGAAGAAUGAACAGUUGGAAAUCAAACAGAAGAUGAAGAGGAUGGUACGUUUUGCAUGCCUUGUGUUGUGUCGUGUUUUGUAGAAGAACUGUCCAAAAAUGCCUUAUUUGUUUUGUUCAGGAGUUCAGUAAUUAAAAGCCAGACCAUCGUAUGUUAAAAAAUAAUUUUGACCUGUUGGUUCGGGAUUUCUUUGAGGGAUACGAUUGGUAGAUAAGGUAAUUUGCUGCAGUCUUGUCAAGUGCAUACCUGAUUGAGACAUAGAUUAUAAUUUGCCACUCCCAAUUCACUAUUUUAUAUCGAUAUCCUUAUCAUAGCAAAGCUCUGGUCUAAACAGAACACAGUGUGGCUGAUCAAUAAUGCAUUUAUCAAGAUUCCAUUAUAAGUGACAAGGCCUAAGGCAGGGAUAUUGUAACCGUGAAGCAUAGCAACUGUGAACCCCUGCCAGUGGAUAGCGUAUGUUCAUCCAUUUAGCUGCUGCUUUAAGCAUCUGGUACCCACUAACCUAAAGAAGUAACCAAAGCUCCCUUCAGUUAUUUUGCACCUGUAUUGUAUUGAAAAGAUUAUGAAACUCUACUAAUUGAACUGAUGUAUCACGUGACUGUAGAUUUUUAUCAUUUUGUUAAAAGAUUUACAACAAUAAAUCUUCCCCCCUAA